ACCACUCAUUAAGUCGUAAGUGGUAACCGCUUUGCCACUGUUGAGAGUUAGAUCCAUUCUCUCUCUAUUAACCGAUCGAAGAAGCAACAAGAGCGAGGAGAAAGAAAGCAUAACGAAAACGAAAUCGAAACCGAAACGAACCCACACCACUCUCACAUAGAUCUCUUUCUCUCUAACAACACUUUCACCUUCUUACUCAUCAUCCAUUAAUGGCUUCUUGACCAGAAAUAUCUGUCGUAAAGAUUGUUUGGAGAAGCAAUUGGAUCAUAUGAGGUGUUCACUUGGUUGUAUUGAUUAUCCAGCUGUCAAUUCAGAUGUGCAAUUUUUGCGAGCUUGCUGUAAUAAGGAAAUUUCCAGCGGAGUCAUUGAGGUAGACCUGGUGAGUCCAAAUUAUUUGAUGCGGGGGAGUACCGUUCUGCAGUUGCAUAAGCUUGGCAGAGGUGGAGACGGGCCAUCAUGGCUGAACGAGAGGAGAUUGAGCUUAAAUUCCGCAUAUAUGAUGGAACUGAUAUAGCGCACAGGACUUACUUACCAUCUACUACAGUUGCUACCCUUAAGCAAAGGCUAAUUACCGAGUGGCCUCAAGGCAAAACAGUUACGCCAAAGUCAGUAAAUGAUGUAAAAAUUAUACAUGCGGGCAAAGUUUUGGAAAACAACAAAACUCUUGCGGAUUCCAGAAUAACAUUUGGUGACAUCCCUGGGUGCUAUUACCAUGCAUGUUGUAGUGCAACCUCCAUUAGUUAAAAAGAAAUCAG
Messenger RNA from Arachis duranensis, 755 nucleotides. Its product is annotated as membrane-anchored ubiquitin-fold protein 3. Lineage: Eukaryota; Viridiplantae; Streptophyta; Magnoliopsida; Fabales; Fabaceae. Gene Ontology annotation, molecular function: protein binding. The record is from RefSeq and is a predicted model, not a curated record.